GAGGAGACUGGUUUAGAAGAGGCCAAUUGAUUCGGUUUGAAAUUGGGGGAGUAAUUUUAGGGCUUUUGUUACCACGGGGACGUUGAAGAACCACAACUCUUCUUAGACCUGAUGUGAGCGAGAAUUACGAGGUCCCGCUUUCUGAAUCUAGCUUGGUCCAGCAUAUGGGACUUCAUGCGCUUUGAUCUCAGAAAGAGGAAAGCAUUCAGCUGUUGUGUCGCCAAUGGAAAUGAUAUAUAUUAGUUCAACAGAUAGUGAUUCUAGUGAUUGGGAUCUAGACAAAUAUAAGGCGCUAAGUGAUUCGGAUUCAGAUAUUUCUUUGCGCAAUUCUAGUGCUCUUCCUCUGUUGGGAUCGUCUUCUGGGACAAGUACUACAGGUCUGCAUGGAUCAAGUCAAUGGUCUCUUCAGCCUGAAAGAAAAGCUGCUAUAAAUGGACACUCAUCUCAUUCUAGUCUUGAUUUGGAUGACCAGCUUCAGAUUUUAUCCAGUUCUACUAACAAUUUUGGAAGUUCAAAUCGGCACAAAUUCAUGGAUAGCUUUGAUAAUCAGUUAUUCCGAAAAGAUUCCGAAAGAUUGAAUCCAUCUCUUCAGCCAUCGUCAUCCAGGUCAAAUUUUCCACUAAAAAGUGUGAGCAGCAGUCAAACUCUUGAAACUUAUGGAAAACCUUAUGCACAUGCAUGGCCAAAUCACGCAAAGGUUCAUAUGGAAGAAAAUUUCAGCCGGGCCAGUAAUGAUGUGGUGAAGGACAGCCAUGGUAGGGUUCUAACUCCAUCGAUGAACGCUUCAGCUACACAAUAUGCUGGUCAAUCUGAUCUUUAUCGCUCUGGGGGGGUUGUUGAACAAGCGGUUGGUGAUGAGAGGCUUAUUUAUCAAGUAGCAUUACAGGAUCUUAAUCAACCCUUAACUGAAGCAACUUUACCAGAAGGUCUUUUGUCGGUCUCCCUCUUAAGGCACCAGAAAAUUGCCUUGGCAUGGAUGGUUCAGAAGGAAAAGAGUGUGGCUUGUUCUGGUGGAAUUUUAGCUGAUGACCAGGGCCUUGGUAAGACAAUUUCAAUGAUUGCACUUAUACAGAAUCAGAAAUCUUUAUCAAAACCAAAAUCAGAUGAUUCUCGCACUUCAAAAGCUGAAGCUUUGAAUUUAGACGAUGAUGAUGGCAUUGGCACAGUAGUUGUAGAUGAAGAGAAGCAGACUGGAGAAAAUGAUGAAUUGAAGGUGAUCACAAGGGUCAGUAGCUCAACACAAGAAUUUCGUAAUCGGAAACCUGCAGCAGGAUCGUUGGUCGUGUGCCCAGCAAGUGUGCUGCGACAAUGGGCCAGAGAGCUGGAUGAGAAAGUUGCAGAUGAAGCUAAGCUUGAAGUUCUAGUUUAUCAUGGCGGCAAUAGGACGAAAGAUCCUGCAGAACUAGCAAAAUAUGAUGUAGUUCUUACGACAUACGCCAUUGUGGCAAAAGAGGUCCCAACUAAGUUUUUGGACGAGGAUGAUGAAGAUGAUCAAAGAAAUGGGGACAAGUACGGAUUAUCUUCCGAGUUUUUCAAUAAGAGAAGGAAAGGGCCUAAUCCUGGUAAGAAAAAGAAGAGCAGAAAAGGUAUUGAUGGUUCUGCCAUUGAUAGCAAUGGUACUCUUGCAAAGGUGAAUUGGUUCAGGGUGAUAUUAGAUGAAGCUCAAACGAUAAAAAAUAGCAGAACCCAGGUGUCUAAAUCGUGUUGUGGUCUUAGAGCAAAAAAAAGGUGGUGCUUGUCCGGAACACCUAUACAAAACUCAAUUGAUGAACUAUUCAGCUAUUUCAGAUUUCUAAAAUGUGACCCAUACGCGAAUUAUAAAUCUUUUUGUAAUCAAAUAAAGAUCCCAAUAUCCAGAAACUCAAUGCAGGGUUAUAUGAAACUUCAAGCUGUGCUGAAGGCAAUAAUGCUUCGUCGAACAAAAGGCACUUUGAUCGAUGGUAAGCCUAUCAUCAACUUACCUCCGAAAACAAUAAACUUGACAAUGGUGGACUUCUCAAAAGAGGAACGUGCUUUCUAUCUCAAGCUUGAAGCUGAAUCACGCACACGAUUCAAGGCGUAUGCUGCUGCAGGUACUUUAACUCAAAAUUAUGCAAAUAUCCUAUUGAUGCUUCUGCGCCUUCGCCAGGCUUGCGAUCACCCGUUGCUUGUUAAGGGAUUUAGCUCAGAAUCUGUCAGUAGAGUUUCUACCAGAAUGGGAAAGAAUCUCCCCAAGGAUAUGCAAGUGAAUUUGUUAAAUCUCUUGGAAACUCUCAACAUAUGUCACUUGUGUAGCGAUCCACCAGAAGAUGCUGUCAUUACCCUCUGUGGACAUGUAUUUUGUUAUCAGUGUGUAUCAGAAUACCUGACUGGGGAUGACAAUACAUGUCCGUCACCAAAAUGCAAAAGCCAGAUUGGCGCUGAUCUUGUAUUUAACAAUGCCACCUUAAGAAGUCUUAUCUCUGAAGAUGGUGAGGGCCCGAGUUCAUCCAAAGUUGAUGAGAAAUCUAUAGUUCUUCAGCUUGAUUAUAGUUCUUCCAAGAUCAAAGCUGCUCUGGAGAUUAUUCGGACCUGUUGCAGAUCAAAAGGUUCAAGUUCAGAAACACCAAAUCUAGUUAGAUGCAAUGGUGAUUCUUUCUUUUCAGGAAAUGCAUCUUCUAGUUCGGGUAUUGGUGGUCAGGUGGUCGAAGGACCAAUAAAAGCAAUUAUAUUCUCCCAAUGGACAAGAAUGCUGGAUCUCGUUCAAAUGUCGCUUAAUCAGUAUUCCAUUACAUACAGGAGGCUUGAUGGUUCAAUGUCUCUAGCUUCAAGGGACAGGGCUGUCAAAGAAUUCAACACCGAUCCUGAGGUAAUUGUUAUGUUGAUGUCCCUGAAAGCUGGGAAUCUUGGUCUGAACAUGGUUGCUGCAUCUCAUGUUAUUCUUUUGGAUCUUUGGUGGAAUCCAGCUACUGAAGAUCAAGCUAUUGACCGAGCUCACAGAAUCGGACAGACGCGUCCUGUUACAGUCUCGAGACUCACUAUUAAGGACACAGUUGAGGACAGAAUUCUUGCUCUCCAGGAAGAGAAAAGGAAAAUGGUUGCAUCCGCUUUCGGUGAAGAUCAAAGUGGAACUUCGACCGCUCGUCUAACACCAGAAGAUCUAAAAUAUUUGUUCAUGGGAGCUCAUUGACUCCCUUAUUCCUUAGCUGAUGGCCUUGGGCAUUUUUGUUUAGAUCAAGUGCAAAGCCCUGUAAAUAGUCGUAAUUACUAUUGCUGUAGAGAAUGUUAGUAUCGACCGUUUGUUUGCUCAACUGUUUUUAUACCGACAUUUGGAAGUAGGAUGUGUGACCCGUUAAUAGCUCUUUGCAAACAUUGUGUAACCUUAUAUUCGAUGUCUUUUUAAACUAGGAA
Molecule: messenger RNA, 3369 nt
Organism: Cynara cardunculus var. scolymus (artichoke)
Lineage: Eukaryota; Viridiplantae; Streptophyta; Magnoliopsida; Asterales; Asteraceae
Product: helicase-like transcription factor CHR28
Exons: 12
Coding region: 224-3148 (974 amino acids)
Molecular function (GO): ATP binding; ATP-dependent chromatin remodeler activity; metal ion binding
Source: RefSeq, a predicted model, not a curated record